UUAUAGCAGCUAAGCUUUGUGUAUACUGUUGGAAUUCCUGUGGAUUUCUGAAUAGUUUGUCAUGAGUUUGCUGCAUCUUGACAUUGAGGAAUGACAAAUGGAAAUAGCUUCCUCAUUUUUUACUUUGUCCUUGAAUUUAAAUGACAUUUUGGCAGCUGGUUUAUUCACCUGUGCCGAGUUUAGAGUCGAAUGCAUGUUGAUUAACUGCAAUGUUAAAUAUUUUCUGCCAGAAGAGGUGAAUGGUAUGACUCACUUAACAAGAAAAUAAUCCAUGCCAGGGUGGUGUGAUACAGUCCAACUUUCAGUUAGUAACAUAAGACAUUAACAUUUAUAGCUAACUAUUUAUAGCUAUUUUAGGAAACAUGAGUCGUUUUCUCAACAGCCUCGCUUUUUCUCUCUCUUGAAGUUAAUACGACAAAAAUAUGCAGCUUGUCAUAAGGAGACGCUGGAAAGCACAAACUGUUUCAUCCUGAAGCCUUUCCUCUGGCAAACAACUUACUCUUACAAAGCACUGACACUGGAGACUCAUUCCUUAAAUGUCUCCUUACAGAAAACUUUAUCAUAUGAACAAUUGUUAAAUGACCACACACAUUGUUUAUCUACAUAAAGUUUAAUGGUAAAUAACUCAUUACACACACACAGAUAUACACACACUUCCUUCCAGGCCCAUCUCCUUCUCCAGCCCUUGCCAGUGAACUAAAAUAGCAAUAAUUUGUAAUAAUACAAUAUUAAAUCAUUAGUACUUUUGUUGAAUCGGCUUGUUAAUAUGCUGUGUGUAUGUGUUUGGGGAGGGUGGAUUGAUGAUGUGUCUUUGUGGGUGUAUCUGUGUUUGUGUGUGUGUGUGUGUGUGUGUGUGUGUGUGUAUGAAAGAUAAAGUUUACAUGCAUGUUUUGUUGAAAGGGACAUGACAUUAUGGGCUGCUUUGGGUCAUUCUUGAUCUUUCCUUAAUCUUAGAAUCGCCUCUUUUGCAAAAGAAAUUCUUUUUUCAAUGGAUUAUGGAUAUGGAUUGGUAAAAUGUCUGCUGACAUUCAUCUAAUUUUUGUAUGGAAAUGUUGCUGGACUUGCUGCAAAGAGUGUACGGAGAGGGAUACACCCUCAACCUCUAACCAUGUGACUGUUAGUGUUCAAAGAAGGUUAUCUACAAUUCCAUAAAAAGUUAAGUACAAAGACUUAUUUUUGUUUUCCAAACUUAUAAUGUUAUAACAAGUACUAUCAAGUCAAUGAAUGAAAGCUUUAGCUACAGUGUUCACCAAAAGAAAUCAUUAAUUAGCCAAAGCUACGGUAUAAAGCUAUAAAGAGAACAAAAGAUCAUUAGUCUCCACCAGUACGCUGUUGUUGAAUUGAACAUAGAGAUUCUGCGUUGCUAAGUAACCUCGGAUUAGACCCGCCCUCUUUUCUAACAAUCGAGCACUCAGCAUAAGGAAGUGCUCUUUUUUUCUGAAACACCAGCAAACUUCAUACUUGAAGGUAAAUAACUUCAUAUAACUGAAAAACCGGUUUUAUAAUCUUGCGUGUAAUGUAUUUUUUAAACAAUGCAAUCACGGAGUCAUUGUGUAAUUUAUAUAUACCAGCUGUUUACUCUGUCGUGUAAUGAACUCAACAGUAGGUUUUUUUUCCCCAGAGGAAUACGAAGAGGAAUAUGUACAGUACAUAUGUAUAUAGAGAUAGAAUUCAGUGCUGCGAUAUAACUAGCAUUAAUACAUUGUAACUGUUCAUAUGCCAAUAACGUGUAGGAUUAUUAUGGGGUGGGAUCACAUUCCCAAGCCUUAUAAAGAUGAUGUUGUCUUUCUAGGUAGCUUUGCCACUAGCUACUCAUCUGUUAAACUUAGAAUUCUGUUAACUUAACAAUUUCUAUAUGAAAAAUGUUGGCUGAUAUUAGGUUAUAGUGUUGGAACAUUUCCACAUUGCUUAUUUGUAGAAUACACUCAUAGAAUACUCACUGAAUAUUUCAAUGAAGGCAAACAUAUAGGCAUGUUUCUGUGACUUUCUGUUGUGACUUUCUAACUUUCUGUUAAUGUCAGUUUUUUUAGACUUGAUUUAUGAUUUUUUUUAUCACUUAAUUCAGAAAAAAUAUUAAUUUUAGGGUCGUUUUAAAAGUUUACUGGCUAGUUUAUUUAGACCUGUAUUCAGUUGCUGACUUAAGUCCAAAUGUUAUGUUAAUAUUUAUGUGGGGAAAGUUACAAGCAUUCAGAUUUGGGUUAAGCAGCUGGUUAAGUCACUUUUCUGGGCCAGAAAAGCAAUUUUUUUUUUUUUAAAUUCUAAGUUCAUGCCAGUAGAAUGGUCUGACACCACCUUUAAACACAAGUACUUGCCUUUAAAACUGAAAAAAAAAAAAACAGGAAUAGACAAUGCUGACUGAAGAAGGAAAUAGCAUUUUUUUUUAAUUUUCUGUCAACUGGAAUAAAAUGCAACAUAAACAAAAGAGACAUUUUAAAUAAAAAAAAAUGCAAAAAACAUGAAUACCACCACCCUCAUUAUUCAACAGUUAAGAAAAUAGCACUUGAUCCAGCACAUCCUAUUAUUUUGCUUGUUUUUUUUUUUUUUUUUUAAAUAUCAUGCAAAAGUUACUCAUGCAUACAAAUAAAUGAAGCCAUGAAAUACUAAAUUGAGCACAUUAGAUGGGACGUAGGCUAAAUUAUUAUCCUUUUAAUUCAAUAUUUUGAUUUGUUGAAUUAAUAAAACAAUGCCUAUUUUUUCAGUAUGCUCUGCUGUAAAGAAAACGUGACCAUGGUUCGAGCUGGUUUAAGCUGACUGAGCACCCAUGUGCUGCGCCUACAGCUCACUGUAAGUGUUGUUCAUAAUUUUGUCCAUAAUGUCGUAUUGUGGUUACUUUAAAUUGUCACUGGACUUAACACCAAUAUCACAGAAGAAAAGUUCAAGACCCUCAGCAGGAGUCAGCAUGAAGACGCUGGAAGAAAUAGACCAGCUGGAGCAGUCUAGGUUCGGUCGACCUCAUCCAAGACAUGGUCUCAAGCUGCUGUACUGGUUUGCUAAUGACUGUCUCUCUUUUAACCAAAACAAUGUUAUGCUGUCGCACUGUUAUCCAGAAAAUGGAAAUUUUGGUUUCCACUCAUUUGAGAACAAAUAUGAAAGAUACAGUGGUAAACUUCUGCCUAAAGUGGCUUUCCCCUACUAUGAGGUUGGCAAUCUAAGAAAACCAGGAGCUAAUGAUCUGCCCCAUUAUGUCCGAAAGGAUUAUACACGCUUCCCAGACAACAGCAACAUGGACCGCAUCAUAGUCAGCCUAAACAAUCACUGUAUUGAAAGAGUCUAUGUGACUGAGCACAGUGAUAGGUCAAAUUUCAACAAACACUCCACCUACCACAUCAGCAAGCACCUCAUUAUGAUUAUCAGGGGUCUGACCUUAGAGGACUUUCUUCUGAAAACUGGGUAUUUGAAACAGCAAACAAACAGUUUUCUCACAAGUCUUGUAGAAUUAAGUAACCAACAACCCCCAUGUCCUGCUCCACUGACACUCUCCAUCUUCAGUCCAGCAAUUACAUCUUCUACGACCCAAGACAUUCAGAAGGAGAUCGAAUCACUUUCUAUCUUGAUAAAGAAUAAUACACAAGGACACCAGGAAGCUUCACCAAUACCCUCCAUCUUCAGUCCAGCAAUUACAUCAUCUACGACCCAAGACAUUCAGAAGGAGAUCGAAUCACUUUCUAUCUUGAUAAAGAAUAAUACACAAGGACACCAGGAAGCUUCACCAACACGCUCCAUCUUCAGUCCAGCAAUUACAUCUUCUACGACCCAAGACAUUCAGAAGGAGAUCGAAUCCCUUUCUAUCUUGAUAAAGAAUAAUAUACAAGGACACCAGGAAGCUUCACCAACACCCUCCAUCUGCAGUCCAGCAAUUACAUUUUCUACAAACCAAGAUAUCUGCACUGACAUUGAAUCACCUCCCAUCUUUACAAAUAAUAAUAAUACCCAAAUGCGCACUACUACCAAGGAGAGUGAACUACAACUAAACGAUUUCAUUCCAGACAACACCAUGCAAUCUUUCAGGAAUUUCAACCUUCAAACCCCAUCUAAGGAUAUCCAAACAUCCAAACAACUAUCCAAACGCACACCAACCAUCGCGUCUUCAAGGAACCAAAAGACUGAUAUCAAAUCACCUGUUUCAAAAAUGAGUUUUUUCUUUUGGGGGGUGUAUUUUCUUUUGCUUUUUUUCUUUUUUUACUUCUUCUGGGAGUUCAUUAUGAGAAUAUUUAUAAUUGUCAUUUUUUUAUCAUCGUUAUUCCAGGAGCAAAACAGGAAAAAUGACAACUUCAUCCCAAGGAGAAAGAAAAGAAAUUGAAAGAGAAAUGCAUGCUACCAUUAAUAAUUAAGGAUGAUAACCAUUAACGAUGAAGGAUGAGGAUAAUGAACAAAUUACGUGUAUAUAUAUUUUACCAAGAGGAAGUGGGGAAGGAGGAAUUAGCUCUCAGUGUAUUGUAAGAAGUGUAACCAUGUAUGCUGAUGAUUCUUUCAAGGGUGGAGUGAUCUACCAGGAUAGUGCAAUCUUUUUAGCGAUGAUGAAUAAUAUUAAUAUGAAGGGUCUGAGAUAGAUGGAAAUGGAAAAUAAAGAAAUGUCAUGAAAUAGUGGGGCAGAGUGGCAUGCCAAGGCUCAAGAUCACAAAGAGCAUGUUCAUGACUUCUGACCAAAAUUAUGGAUGUUUAUUAUAAUGGAGUAAUAAGCUAGUAAUGGUCUGUCAAUGCUGGGCAGAGGUGUGGACAUGUAUUACUAUGUUUCAUAUGGUGCACUUUAUGGUUUUAAUGUGGGUUCUAUGUAGGAUUUUAAAUUAACUGUAUUAACUGAAGCUUUGAGUUGCUGGUCACAGAGAAAGUGUUAUUGAACACACACACACACACACACAUAUAUAUAUAUAUAUAUAUA
Messenger RNA from Pangasianodon hypophthalmus (striped catfish), 4879 nucleotides. RefSeq lists its product as uncharacterized. NCBI's taxonomy places the organism in Eukaryota, Metazoa, Chordata, Actinopteri, Siluriformes, Pangasiidae. The transcript has 2 exons. The record is from RefSeq and is a predicted model, not a curated record. Bases 2813 to 4300 code for a protein of 495 amino acids.